AGAAACUUAACCCACCUUUUCUUCGAUCCCUUCGUUUUUUGUUUCUUCAGGCAACUCAAUUACACUACUUUUAUUUCCAAAUUUUCUGUAAGUGUCAUUGAAUUACCUGCUUUGAACCGUCAAGCCGGUCGGAUUCAAUGAGCAGCGACGAGGAGCUUCUGUGGGAAGUGAGAACUUCAAUGCCUGAGAUAGAGCAUUCGGAUUUCAUCAGAGAAAGGAGAGCGAAAUUGCAAUCAGCCUUGCUGGAAGCCAAAAAUGAUCAGGAAAGCGGUCGAGGAGCCAAACCGUUCAUACAAAGAGUUCCAGCAUACCUGAUCGAUAUCAAGGAGGAUUUUAAGAAAUAUUUUGAACCAAGGUGGGUUGCCAUCGGCCCUUUUCAUCAUCGUAAUCCGAAAUUUGAGCAGGGAGAGCACACCAAGCUUAAACUGGCAGCUCUCUUCGCAGAAGAGAAUGAAACUACUGAUGCAGUUCUAUUCAACGAGAUUAAGAAAGAGAUAAAGGAUCUGAGGACGUGUUAUAAUCCGGAGGACAUAAAAGAUUACGACGAUGAUGAGCUAGCUUGGAUGUUCUUCGUGGACGGUAGUGCAGUGUUGUAUGCCGUACACUACGGUUUAUUACGAGAAAACCAACUUCCCUACCAAGUCCUCAAGAUAUUGAUUCGCUUAGCCAAAGAACCCCGAGAGUGGGAGAAAUCAAUCACAGAAUUCAUACGUUACAGCGUUAUAACAUAUACACGAGAUGGGAAGAGCCAAAACCCAGAAGAAGAAGAAGAAGAGCAAGAGUUCACUCAUCUUCUGGAGCGUUUGCGGACAAAACACUUGACGGGAGAGCGAGAGUGGAGCAGCAGUAGUAUGAUAGGUCAUUUGCUUCUCUCAGGGGGAGACAACCGAAAGCAUGUGAAGACAAUUCGUAGAAUCAAGGAUCUUAAAGAAAUAGGGAUUAGUGUGAGGCCCAGCGAGUCAGAAAACCUGAAAAACAUUUCCUUCUAUUGCAACUUACGGGGAACACUAAAGAUGCCAUGCAUUCUGGUGGAUGACUCAACAGCUACCAAGUUCUUGAACUUGCUAGCCUUAGAAAUGUGUCGAGAUUUUGAGAAUGAUUUGGCGAUCACCAGUUUCUUAUGCUUCCUUGGUUCUCUCAUUGACACAGCAGAAGAUGUUAAGGAGCUGCGACUUACAGGUAUUCUCCACAGUUACCUCGGAAGUGAUGAAGAAGUGGCUGAGCUUUUCUGUAGAAUGAGCAGGGACUUGGUGCCAGAUCUGGCAAUAUACUAUGAUGUUGCAGAUCGCAUCCAUAGAUACUACAACUCUAGGGUAAUGUGGAUCUAUUCCAACUAUUUCGGUAGUAACUGGAGUUUUCUUGCGUUUUUGGGUGCCGUAAUAGGACUUAGUCUCACUGUUACUCAGACUUAUUUCAGUGCCAAAACCAAAUAAGUAAUUAAGGCUUAGCUUCCUUUAGGUACGUUUUUAUGUGUUCAGCUUAGUUAUAAAAUUAUGAGACAUGUAUACUUUCAUUAUUCAAAAUGUCUUUUCCAAACUCAAUGAGUGAAAAUGUGUGAUGUGCCA
Theobroma cacao (cacao) is the source of this 1565-nucleotide messenger RNA. NCBI's taxonomy places the organism in Eukaryota, Viridiplantae, Streptophyta, Magnoliopsida, Malvales, Malvaceae. The record is from RefSeq and is a predicted model, not a curated record.